AUCAUGGUCGAUAGUAUCAAAUGCAGCACUGAGAUCGAGCAAAACAAGAAUAGAGACAAGUCCCUUGUCAGAGGCUAUUAGAAUGUCAUUUGUGACUUUAACCAGAGCUGUCUGUAUGUCCGUCCCUCAAUUCCUUUGACCACCGUUCAUCAGUGGUCUUCACACAUCGGGUCGGUCAUACUGUUGUACAAAAGUAUACAAACAAAAUAGGGUAACAACAAGAAACGAGACUAAAAACAAAGUAAUCUAAGAUGCAAACAUUUGACAAAUUACGGAAAUUAGCACCAGAGAAACAUAAACCAAUGGAAACACCUGGUGAUACAUCAUAUCGAUUAUUUUGGCCUUUAGGAGAAAACGGCCACAUCUGAUCAGUUGUGGCCAAAAGGAUUAAGUCAAAGACGUGAUGAAGAGACCUUUUUCACAGCAUCAUUUUCACUUGUCAGUAGAAAAAUCUGUGUACCCAAUAACGAUUAUAUUCUAUAAGCCAUCCUAGUUUGACAGUUUGCCAGCAUGAAGAGUACAAUGACCCUGUAACCAACAAUAGCUUUAUUUACAACAGGCUUUAGGAUUGGUUUCAGGGUUCCUCAAUCUCAUUGAUUUGAUGUGUCUGUAUAGGAAGUGUGGCCCUACCUACGGUAAGUGGGUGUGGCUCUAGCUUCCUGUUUAGUAACAGUCUAUGGAAAUUCCACCUGGUCUGGUGAUUUCUGCUGAAACAAAAGCCUGCAGUACUUUUCCAUUCAGUCAAGGCUUUGUGUUAUAACGAAACUUAAAAGCACAAUUAAUAAUAAAGAACAGCAAUCAUAAGCCUUUUUCAUUUUUCAGCGUGCACAACUGUUUAACUUUAUAAUGCAAAGUAUGAAGAAGACAUAUACAAUGCAUUUAAAAUGUUAGGUUCGAAAAUAUUGCAUUUGAUUUAAAUACUUAAAUGGCUUUCACCAUCAUUCUGACAAUCUCAACAUGUGUCUCCUGUUGAUAUGUGUAGUGAAUAUUUUAUAAUAAAAACUAUAUAAUACAUUUCAUCAGUUUUAGUAAAUGUGUAUUACAAUGGGAGAGACUUAUAUCAGGAAAUCGACUAAGCAGCAUUGGUUCAACUUAGUUCUUCAAACGAUUUAUAAACUCAAUGUGAAUAACACUGACGUUAACCAGACUUAAAAUCACCAUGAUCACAACAUUGAUGUUAAGCAGACCAUUUCAACAGAAAUGUUCUUCUUCUCUAACUAAAUUAACUCACUGAUCUAUCCACUUCUUGUCUAAUACUAAUAAUAUGUAUUCAUAAUCAAAGUUGGUAAAUGUUCAUAGAAAUUAGUAAGAACAAAGUAUAAAACAUUGGCAUCUGAAAGCACCUGGGGUGUGGCUCUUUAUAGAUGGUAGUAGGAAGACAAAUACCUCUCUCUGGAAUCAAGCACUAACUGGAAACCACUCCCACUUGGUAUAUUGUUAGUCUCAUGCUCGAUAUUCAGAGGCAGUGAGAGGUGACAUGGCGCAGCAAAGACAUCAGCGCGGACGGGACGAACUGUGCUGUUUUAUCUGCAAGAAUCUGAUGAAGGAUCCGGUGACUAUUGCCUGUGGUUACAGCUACUGUAAGAGCUGUAUUAGUAGACGUUGGGAUAGAGAGAAGGAGCAGAAUGAAAUAUGCAGCUGUCCUCAUUGCAGACGGACCUUUGAAUCAAGGCCUGUCCUGGUGAUAAGCACAUUGUUGGCAAAUUUAGUGGAGGAAGAGAAGAAGAAGACAGAACCCAAGGCUGGUCCAUCUGAUCCCUUUGAUGCUGGACCUGGAGAAGUGGGAUGUAGUCCUACAGGGAGAAAGAGGAAGACGUCCUCUCUGCAGCCUCACUAUGAAGAUCCAUUAAAGAAAACCAAGCUCAUUGAAGCUUCGAAACGUCAUGAAAUGAGUGAGAAGCAGAAAGAGCAAAAAAUCCAGCAGAAAAUCCAGAUCAGAGAGAAAGAUUUGAAGGAGCUUCAGCCGGAGGUGAAGUACAUCAAUCGCUCUGCUGAAAAAGCAGUGAGGGAAAGCGAGACGAUGUGUACUGAAUUAGUCAAACUCAUUGAGAAAAUAAGCUCUGAUGUGAAGCAGAAGAUUAUGUCCCGGCAAAAAUAUGAAGUGAGUCGGGUCAAAAAGAUUCAGGACACGCUGCAGAAUGACAUAAAAGAUCUGAAGAAGAAAUACACUAAGCUGGAGAAAGUCUCCAAAGUCAACAAGGAUCCCGUACGAUACUUUGAUGAUGUGACAGCAGCUGUGUCAGUGGCCAGAGGUAAAGUACUGGAGAAGAUUAAUAAGGAAUGGAUGAAGAUCUCAAAGACAGUGACUGAAGUGGAUGUUAGAUUGUUGCCUGAUCCCCAGACCAAAGCUGACUUUUCACAAUAUGCAGGCCCUAAAAAUAUUUUCGAACUGGAUCCAAACACAGCGAGCAUGAAGAUACAAUUAUCUGAAGAUAACAUGAAGGCAACCAAUCAUAUGACAGAGCCACAGUCAUAUGAUGACCACGCAGACAGAUUCAUGGCUAGGUCUCAGGUUCUGUGUAGAAAAGCUCUGACUAAUCGUUGUUACUGGGAAGUGGAGUGGAGUGGUUUAGGAGUUUCAGUAGCAGUCACAUACAAAGAUGUUCCCAGAACAGGAAAGGAAAGUGCAUUUGGGGACAAUGACAAGUCUUGGGCACUAGAGUUUAGUAAAACGAUUUGUCAUUUCAAACACAACCGUGAAAAAAAGGCCAUUUCUGUCCCUGAAUCCUCAAGGAUUGGUGUUUUAUUGGAUCCAAAGGCAGGAGUUCUGUCCUUCCACAGCGUCUCUGAAACCAUCACCCUCCUCCACAGAGUGGAGACCAAAUUCACUCAGCCGCUCUAUGCUGGACUCGGUGUUUAUUAUAAUGGAGCUUCUGCUACAUUUUGUGACACCAAGGUCGAACAACUGUCAAGUGAGGUCAGUGAAAACUAAAUGGACAUUAUUUUUGUGAGAUCUGCUGAGAUGUGUGAUCUCACAAAGAGUUGUUCAUAUCAUUGUCUCCCAGAAAACAAUGAGCAGAAUAUCUUUUGUAACCUUUUGUUAGAUUUCUUUUUUGUGUGCCUUUUUUUCAAUAUUUAUUUUGGGUAGGGACAUAGGGGCUCAGAUAAAUAAAACAUAUAUACAGUCUUUAACAUAAGUUAACGUAAGUUAUGUAAGUAAUGUAAGGGGAGUUUUGAGUAGAUGAUUGCAGUGUGUUAGCAAUUGGCUAACCUAGCUGCUAGCUGAAGGUGUCUCAGUCUGUAGGGACUGAACAAAGGAGCUGGAGGGUCACCGGUUCAACUCCCAGAAUGGACCAAGUACUGAGAGAGUACUAUAAAAAGUUGUUAUUUUACCACCGCCUUCCCCUAGCCUGCAUAAUAUUAAGAUGGUUGAAAUGGUUGUGCUGCAUCUCGAGUAAAUCAUUAGAAUUCUUUAACUCAGUCGAUAAUCCAAAAAUAUUUAAAAGUGAAAUGCGUGCCUGUUAGUCACGUGAGGGACAACCUCUGACAUACAGGAUCUUGUUUUUUCUAUAUUAACAUGUAUUUGUAUUUUCUCAUUUGUUAGUCAAAUAUUCUUGGUGCACGUUGUUUUUCACAACAGGUUUCACAAGUUGUGCUUUUGAAAAGGGAAAAUCAGACGUCUGAAAACAGGUGUGGACAUGUCCCCAGUGUAAAAAACAUCUAUAUGGGUGUAUGUAAUGUUUUGUUAGAUAUUAAUAUUGUUGUUGUCAUAUUAUCUCAUGUUGACGAUGCACUACAAGUCUUCUCUUUGUAAUCAUUUCAUAUUUGAUCAUGUGUGUUGUAUUGCUGUCAAUCUGUAAUGCAGAAAAAAUGUAUGUUACUAAUCAUUAAUUAGAACAUUGACUUGAUUGUGUUUUGAAAUGUAGAAAUGUAAUGUAAA
This is a messenger RNA of Gymnodraco acuticeps, 3880 nucleotides long. RefSeq names its product tripartite motif-containing protein 16-like protein. Lineage: Eukaryota; Metazoa; Chordata; Actinopteri; Perciformes; Bathydraconidae. The coding region runs from base 1478 to 2932 and encodes 484 amino acids. Gene Ontology annotation, molecular function: protein binding. The record is from RefSeq and is a predicted model, not a curated record. The transcript has a single exon.